UAAAUACUUACAUUUAUAAGUCAAGUCAUGCAUAUGGAGAUGUUAAUUCUCUCUCACUACUCUUCACUCCGAUUGCACAUGUCAAUUUGGUACAAGAAAAGGGACUUCAGCCCAGAUUUGAGAAAGAUGCCAACCUGCAUAUUAACUUGUCAAUCGAGACUAAGGAGCUACACGGAUGAUUCAUGGGAAGUGAAUAUUUUCGGUCUAACUUCCGCUGAGGAGAAAUUGAUGAGAUCUUCUUAUCCAGAAAUGAAUGUGUGUGGAGAAGGGGUCUCCAUGUAUUUGCACGUGGGUUCACAGUAUUCAGUAGAUUCCACCUUAAAAGCUUAUCGGAAGAGUGUUCACGGCUCGAACAGCACAUAUCGCGACGGCGUACUAUCCGUGGGUCUGCUGUAUUUGAACUUUUUGGAGGGGCACGGGUACAAGGUGACCAAGUCGCAUAUCAACGUCAUGGAUAUGGACACGAGAUGGACUUUUAUUUUACAGAAGUAGUUUAAUUUGCCAAGUGUAAACGUAAAUACAUCGCAUGAAUUAAAUUGUGGGAUGAUUAGAGUUAUGUACUUACAUGCGUACGUGUGGUGCAAACUACGUUAGAAAUAAAUAAAUUCUGCAAAUAAUCGUCCGAAUUUAACAACGUUA
This is a messenger RNA of Folsomia candida, 639 nucleotides long. RefSeq lists its product as uncharacterized. The transcript has 3 exons. The coding region runs from base 28 to 492 and encodes 154 amino acids. NCBI's taxonomy places the organism in Eukaryota, Metazoa, Arthropoda, Collembola, Entomobryomorpha, Isotomidae. The record is from RefSeq and is a predicted model, not a curated record.